This is a messenger RNA of Alligator mississippiensis (American alligator), 5953 nucleotides long. RefSeq names its product WD repeat domain 97 (gene WDR97). Gene Ontology annotation, molecular function: protein binding. Lineage: Eukaryota; Metazoa; Chordata; Crocodylia; Alligatoridae. The record is from RefSeq and is a predicted model, not a curated record. The transcript has 27 exons. The coding region runs from base 401 to 5170 and encodes 1589 amino acids.
CUGGGGCUCGUGUGGGCUGAGCUGGGCCAUGGAGGCAGACCCGGGCAGGGGCAAUGACUGGGGGGUGGACCCCCGGGCAUCCUAUGCACCCCCCACUCUGCCGUGGGUCCCCGGCUGCCCACCCAGGGCCUUGCCUGGGGCCACAGGGCCACCACGGGGAUCCGAGUAACAGCAGUGUCCUGGGGCAGGGCGCGGCGGGGGCCCCGCGGCUGACCUCCCUCGUCUGGGCAGGAUCCUGCCGCCAUAGCCGUGGCCGAGCCCCAGGGCAUCCCAGCCCCGCUCCCACGCAGCACCCCAGUCCCGGCAGACCACGUCCCGUGGCCGUAAACAGAACUGUCUCCGCGGCAACCAGCAGGGCUGGAGCCGGGCGCAGAGCAGCACCGGCACCGCCGCAGCCACCAUGACCGUGAUGGGGGACCAGGGCCCACGACCGCCGGCGAGCCAGGAGCCGGUGCAGGCGGAGGAGGAGGACGAGGAGAUGACCCCGGGGAGGCGAGCCUGCCGGCGCUGGGCCUUGCUCCAGGCUGCCCUCCCGGAGGCCGUGGAGAAGCUGACGAAGCAGGAGCUGCAGCCGGCCCGCCUGGCCCACGGCCUGCAGCACGUGCAGCACCUGUCCUUCCCCGACGCCGUGCGCCACGUGGCCUACGACAGCCGGGCCACGCGCUUCGUGGUGCUGGACGCCCGGGGCCAGCUGCACCUGCACGGCGCCGACGGCUGGGACGACGGCUGCGUCCGCGCUCCGGCGCCGCUCGAGGGGCUGCUCCACGCUGCCGCCCCCAACGUCUUCGUGGCCUGGGGCGGCGGCAGCCUGCAGGUGCUGGACCCUGCCUUCCGGCCGCUCUCGGUCGCGCCGGCCCCGCACGGCGUGCGCUGCUGCCUCUACAGCCCCGAGCUGGAGCGCGUGCUGACGGGCGCCGACGGCUGCCUCUCCCUCUGGGCUUUCCGCUACGGCGCCCGCCAGCUGCACUGCGAAGCCACUGUGCAGCAGGGCCUGGCGCCCACGGACGCUCUCACCCACCUGGCCCUGGACGCUGGCCCCGGCGGCCCCCGGCGCUGCUUCGCCGUCUGUGGCACUGGCGUGGCCGUCUUCGACGUGCUGGACGGGAAGCUCACGGCCUUCUGCAGGGAGCUGCAUAACAGGGCCAUCACGGACCUGGUGUACUGCGAGGAGGAGGCGUGCGUGGUGACGGCGUCCCGUGACACCACCAUCAAGGUCUGGGACCAGGACUGGCUCAUCCGCACCAUCUUCGUGGGCCACACGGGCCCAGUGACGGCGCUGACCGCGUACCCGCAGCGGCCGCUGGUGCUGUCGGCCGCGCAGGACGGGACGCUGCGCACCUGGCACCUGCAGACGGCGGACCAGGUGGACGAGGUGGCGGUGGAGGGGCCCGUGGCGCGGCUGCAGGCGCCCGCCGGGAGCGGCUGCCUGGUGUCGCUGGGCGGCAGCGCCGUGGACCUGUGGCGGGUGAACGAGCUGUACACCCUGCACACGCGGCUGGGCGCCGCCGUCACGCAGCUGCACGUGCCCGCCCCGGGCGCCGGCUUCCCGCUGAGGGCCGUGUGCGUCUGCGGGGACGCGGCCGUGCGCCUGGUGGCCGCCGGCACCGGGCAGGUGCUGUCUGUGCUGCGGGUCGAGCCACCGCGCACGGUGCUGCACGCGGCCUACUGUCUGCCCCGCGAGACCCUCCUGGUGCUGCUGCAGGGCGGCGAGCUGCUGCGCGCCAACGCGGCCGUCAGCCCCAUGGCCGUGCAGCGCGUGGGGCCGGCCCCCGCCCGGGCCUGCUCCCUGCUGCUCUACAGCCACGUGGCGGACGGCGCCGCGGCCCUCGCCCGCUGGCGGGAGGUGCUGGAGCAGCACGGCGACCGCAAGCACUGGUACCGGCUCCCGGUGCACCUGCAGGAGAAGAACCGGUACCUGCCGGUGGUGGGGUGCGAGGACGGCCGGCUGUGCGUGCUGGACUGGCUCUCGGGCCGGGUGCAGUGCCGGCUGGAGGCGCACGGCUCGCGGGGGGUCACCGCGCUCGCCGCCUACCCCGACCGCAGCGCCCUCGUGUCCGAGCAGCGGUGUCGCCCCCGCGCAGGCGAGGACUGCGUGGUGCAGGUGUGGCGCGUCUUCCCCUACGCCGAGGACUGCCUGAGCCCGCUGCUGCGCUUCGCCUGCCCGCACCCCGUGCUGCACAUGUGCGCCCUGGGCAGCACCCUGGCCGUGGCCCUGCACGACCCCGAGAGCGCCACGUACCGCGUCGCCCACUACGACCUGCAGGCCCGCGCCCGCCGGCGCCACCCGCCCGAGGACGACCCGCUGGACGAGAUCACCGGCCUCUGCUGCUGCCCCCGGCUGAAGCUCUUCGCCUCGUCCAGCCGGGACGGGUCGGUGAAGGUCUGGAACCGCCGCAACCAGCUGCUGCGGCACCUGAAGCUGAACACCAUCCCGCACAGCCUGGCCUUCGCCAACGACCACGGGGACCUGCUGGUGGGCAUCGAGCGGCACCUCUACCGCAUCCAGCACAGCAAGUACCUGCCCCGGUCCUACCUGCUCAAGCUGGUGUGCAGGAGGUUUGUGGAGCCCACCCAGGACCCGACGCUGUCCGUGUCCGUGGCCGAUGCCCUGCUGCAGCCUCUGCCCUGGGACCCUGCAGCGGGGCUGCAGCUGGAGGCCCCGACACCCGCAGGCCGGCUGCGCCUGCCCACGCUCCGCUGGCAGCUCCCGGCGUGCCAGGACCCCGCGCGGGAGCAGCAGGAGAUGGAGGAGGCCUGUGCCCAGCUGGCCGCGCGGGACCUGGACCUGCAGCUGCUGCGUGAGGGGAAGCUGAGGGCCGGCCGGCCGCCGCAACUCAGCCAGGAGCUGCGGGACGAGGCCUUUGAGCGGUACCUGCAGAUCCUCUAUGGGCAGCAGCUCCGCGUCCAGAUUCCUGAGCAAGACGCCUUCGACGCGGACCGCGUGCUGGAGGCCUGCCUGCAUGGAGCCGACCCCUGGGCCGUCGGGGACCUGCAAGCUCUAGACACGUUCCUGGGGGCCUUCCCGGAGCCCCCCGCGGACGAGGCGGCAGGGCAGGAGCUGCAGUGGUACAGUGGGCACUUGCAUGCCCCUGGUGUCUCGUGCGGUGGUACAGUGGUGCUCACAUGCUCCCUGGUGCACACUGCAGUGGUACAAUGCAUGCUUACACGUUACCUGGUGCACUGUGCAGUGGUAGAGCAGGUGCUUGCACACUCCCUGGUGCACACUGCAGCCACCCUUUGCCCCAAGGUCCCAGCCACCGACGCUGCCCUGUUGAAGGCCCGGGAGUCUCGCCCGCGCAGGAGCCCUCCCCGAGCUGUCUCGGUGCCUGUGCUCAGCACCCCCCGGGCCCAAAUGCAGAGAAGCCUCCAGCUCCCGCCCGCACCGCAGCUCAUCAAAGGCUUCUUCCCCUCCCAAAUUACGUCCUUCACCAACAUCCAGGACCCGAUGCUGCCCAGGCUGUCGUCCGGCUACCUCCCCAACUCGGUGGCAGUGAGGCAGCUGUGGGAGCAGCAGGGCUCGGUGCAUGAGGGGCUGCAGCUGGACGUGCCGCAGGAGCUGGGGAGUGGAGAGGUCCUUGCCCAGCACCAGUGCUGGUCUGUGGAGGAGGAGGAGGAGGAAGAGGAAGAAGAGGAGGAGGAGGAGGAGGAGGAAAGCAUCCAGACAGCAUCCAGCACGUCCUGGUUCGUGGAGCCGGUGUCGGAGCCUGUGUCGGAGAGCUCCCUGGGACGCACGACCUCCCACGCCCCCGGGGCCCCGACCCAGCCAGUGCCGCUGCCCCUGCCAGCGCGUGCGCCACGGAGCGCACGAGCCCACAUGCCCUUCCACGCCUCCGUCUUCAAGCUCCAGGUCCAGCCAGUGCCGUGCAGCGUGCCAGGCCGUGCGCUGCCCCGUGCUUCCCCCUCGGAGCCGGACCGGCCGCAGCCCGCCCAGCCCCAGCCCGGGCCAAGCGUUUUCCUGACGGAGCUGGAGGAGCCGGCGUUCCCCGAGGACGGUGCCGUGCCGCCCUUCCUGCUGCCGUUCCAGGACGCGGAGUGGUUCGAGCAGGUUUACCACCGCCUCCGCUCCAUGGGCUUCCCACCGGACCUGAGCGUGAGCGAGGUGGUGAGGAAGCUGCUGGAGGUGCUGCCUGCUGCUGGGUACGCUGCCAAGACGGAUAUAGUCAGCGCCGUCCUGGCGCUGCGCGAGCACCUGGGUGCAGAGGACGGCGGCGAGGUCCACGCUGCCCUGCUUGCCGCGCUGAACCCAAGCGACCCACCCACGCUGCAGACUCAAAGGAAGUUUGUGCUGGCUGCCCUGCGUGCCCUCCUGGCCUUCUGCAGAGACAGCAAGGAGCUGCUGGUGGAGCUCAUGGCCUGCUUCCUGCAGACGCCCGUCACCCGCAGGCAAGUGCGGGGCGCCUGGGGACCAGCCAUGCGGGGGGUCAGCACCCGGUUCUCCUGGCAUCCUCAGCCCCUCGCCUCCCCCUGCUCUGCUCCCAGGGGCCCCGUGAAGGACCUCUUCCUGGAGCUGGGCCUGCAGGAUCCGCGCAGCUACUUCUACGUGGAGAUGGACUCCUGGGACUUCUCUGCGGAGAAGGAGGUCAGCAAGGCGGUGCUGCGGCGGCGGUGCGCGCAGUGGCUGGAAGGCGUGAUGCAGAGCUUCCAGGAUCACCAGCGGAGCGGUUUGGAUCUGGAGGAGGCUCUGCCGGGAAGAAAGCACAUCCUUGGCAGCAGCCCAAAGGAUAAGAAGGCGACCGCGUGGUGCAAGGCUCUGCCGUCUGCUAGCAGCCUGGCGGCGUCGGCGCAGCCCAUCGACGCUGUAAACCAUUUCUGUCGGAUGCAGCUGCGCAGGAGCUUGGAGGGGCUGAAGCCUGCCAGGAUGCAGGACGUCACGAACGCCGUGGUGGCCCUGCCCUCCCUGGGGAAGAGCCAGGCCAUCCUGCGGCUGGGAGAAACCAACACUCUGGCUCGAAGGAGAUCGCCGCAGCGGUUUUACCUCCCGCGCAUCAUCCCACGGCCUUUGUUGAAGGGUUUUGUACACGCUGUUAGACUGCCCCUGCCAAAAAUCACCCUAAGCCCGUUCCCGUACGACUUGCACGCUCCGGCUUCGCGAGAGACAUCCAUGGCCGUGCACCAGAGAGUGCAGAAGUACUUCAUCCCCAAGUCCUCCCGCGCAGACAGCUACCCCUGAGCCGCGGCGGCGCGGGGCUGUCGCAGCCUGACUUCCCCCGCGCUGCUACGAUCCCGGCGAGAUGCCCUGCAGAGGCCGCUGGACGCAGAGCGGCGGCGGUCGUCCAGCCACUUUUGGGACGUGAUGAACAGCGACUGAUUGGUUGUAGCCCUGCAACAGGCCUCCUUCCUGUCUGCAAGAUGUCUGCGUGGAGUCUAGCUGUGUUCCCGUUGCACGCGGCUGUGGGCGGCUCACGGCAGGGUGUGUUUGGUCAGGCUCGGGGGCUGCGAGAGGCUGGGGUUUCCAUUGAAGAUCUUCGUCUUCGGCGCGGCUCCCGUGGAGCCGGCGGGGAUGAAGGGCUGUGCUUUCUCCGGGAGGCGGAGGUGGGGCGACGGCCGAUGGCCGGUCUGACCGCGGAGGGGCAGGAGGAGAUUGCUACCAGCUUUGGGCUCUGGAGAAGUUCCCAGCCGCUCCCCUGCCUGGUCUGCCUGCGCCCGGGGGUGGGGCAGCCCCUGCACCCCGCUUCGCCCCGUCCUGGACCCACGAGGUGGGGGGAGAGACCGUGACGGGGGGCGAGGGGCACGUGGUGCGAGUGCGAGGACAUGGGUGUGAAGGUGUAACACGGCCCCCACUCAUUACUGAGACCCUCCUUUACCCAUUACACGUCUGGACGUGCCCAACUGGUGAGUUGUGCAGCGACACCUGCGCAGUAGCUAGCAGGCCAUCAAAAGGCCCAUCCAGCUAUGGUAUUAGAGCUGGAAAACGCGCAAUAACUUUAUGGCUGGCUUCUCUCCGGCUGCGAUU